Molecule: messenger RNA, 3130 nt
Organism: Pecten maximus
Lineage: Eukaryota; Metazoa; Mollusca; Bivalvia; Pectinida; Pectinidae
Product: DNA-binding protein RFX6-like
Exons: 19
Coding region: 498-2984 (828 amino acids)
Biological process (GO): regulation of transcription by RNA polymerase II
Molecular function (GO): RNA polymerase II cis-regulatory region sequence-specific DNA binding; DNA-binding transcription factor activity, RNA polymerase II-specific
Source: RefSeq, a predicted model, not a curated record
UUCUGUGUUGGAAUACUUCACACACCGUAGGACAUUAAGUUUACUUUGAAGCUACAGAGAAGCGAUAUGUGACAUCUCGAGAGGAGGAAAGGACUCUCGAUAACCCUUAUUCGGAGUUAGAUCGAGUGAUAAGACUUGACAAACCACGACCUAUCUUUACAGCAGAUAAAUCAAGGAUCGAACCUCCAGGUUCAGUAGACGAGCCAUAUUUGCUGUUGACAGCUGCUCUCGAGUAAAGUACAACAUUAUGUCUGAUUCAUCGACGUGUUUGUAAUAACGGGAUUAAUAAUGGAGUGUUAAUACAGAUUGCGAUAUUUCAUAAACUCGGCAUUUUGGGAAAUAAGUCUUGAUCUUUCUAUUUUUUAAUUGCUCUUUCCACAUUUAAACCAGGAAGUUUUCUUAACAAAUGCAUAAAAACAUAGAUUGAAACUCUGCUUUGUGUCCACUUGAUGAGUUGAUAAAAGUUGCGGAGGCAGUGUAGACGCAUACCGAACAACAUGAUGGAGACUAUGACCCUGGCCCACGGGCUUUCAGACGGACUAUACGAUGUCCCUCCGGGACACGGCCAACCCCACGGGUACCACUAUACCACGCCUUUGUGGCAUAGCACCAGGGAGGACCGAACCUGCCAGGUCUCUCUGAAUCCUACAUUAACACCACUGGAAACUCGGACGUCAGGUCAAACACAGGGCCAACGAAUAUCACCAGAGAAAAAUGAAAUAGAACUUCCAGAAAUAUCAGAUUGGAUAGAAGAUUCACGGGAUGGAAAAGAGUUCGAGAAACCAUCAAGUGAGCAAAAUUCUCAGAAACAAUCGCAAGUAGCGUCGACAUUAAAAUGGUUGACGGAGAACUACGAGAGAGCAGAAGGAGUAUGUUUACCAAGAUGUGUUCUAUAUACACAUUAUUUGGACUUUUGCAAAAAGAUGAAAUUCACACCAGCCGGAGCGGCCACAUUUGGCAAGAUAAUCCGUCAGAAAUUUCCUAAACUAACAACGAGAAGGCUAGGGACCCGUGGCCAAUCAAAGUAUCACUACUAUGGUAUCGGAAUCAAGGAAAGCUCGAUCUACUACCAUUCAGUCUACUCGGGCAAAGGUCUCACAAGAUUUUCUGGGAUCAAGAUAAAGACAGAGGGUUCCAACCGGAAGUAUUCACUGAGUUCCAAGACAGGGACUCUGCUUCCAGAAUUUCCUGAUGCAAACAAUUUGAUUUUACCUGAAAAUAUUACACGCGAAAAGAUGCAAACGUUUAUAAUGAUGUAUCGAACCCAUUGUCAAAGGAUCCUGGAUACAGUGAUAAGUGCUAACUUUGACGAAGUACAGAAUUUCCUACUCCACUUCUGGCAAGGAAUGCCUGAGCACCUCGUACAUCUGCUGGAGGCGGAGAUGAUUGUGGAUAUCGUUGGCCUUUGUGAUUCUAUAUUAUAUAAGGUCCUGGUAGAUGUAUUGAUUCCGUCUACAAUACAAGACCUCCCGGAUAGCUUGGGGACAGAGAUAAAGAUGUUUGUAAAACGACUUCCUCACUGGCUAGAAAAUGCCCUGGACAACAUUCCGGAAAGUCUGAAGCAAAAGAAACUUGAAGUGGUAAAAGGAUUUAUCCAGAGCAUCACCCGCCAAACUUCAUUUGUACACCUGGCACAGACGGCGAGGACGGCUCUUCUCAAUCAUGAUGUAGUGAAUCAGAUCAUCGAUGAUGUUACCAACAUCAACUUCCCAGAGAUCUGCUGCAGAGCUGGCUUCAUAGAGCCAUCGACCGCAUCGCAGUUCAAAGAUGACAUCAUGGAGUUUUAUGAGGAAUUCCAAGCCUUGCUGAGUAAACAAGCUCCGAUAGAGGCCUACACAGAGUGGAUGGACACUAUAGUAGAUAAAUGUGUUCUACAGCCUAAAAAGGAUAACGGAACAAAGUUCCGUGAGAGGGCGUCAAAAUUCCUUCUACAAUGGGCAAUAUUCGGUUCUCUGUUCAUGCGUGAUCUCACACUUAGAAGUGCUGCUAGCUUCGGAGCUUUUCACCUAGUUCACAUGAUGUUCGACGAGUAUGUUUUCCUUGUGAUGGAGACACAACAAGACCAGUCAAAGGAAGAUCUACUUCAACGAAAUGUACAACGACAUAUGAAAAAUGCAGAGGAAAUAAACAUGAAUGCCAAAGUUAGAACACCAUCAACAAAAUCUCAACACAAUCGCCACAACAGAAAGGAAAAACUUCAUGAAGAUCACUUUGAAGCAACAGAGGAAGCAGAGACAACUACGGCAGCUGACGAAAAUCAACCGGAUGUUCCAGAAGCUUACACGCCUUCAAACAUGACAGCAUUCAGUAGACCUAUACCCAAUUCCCGGGAACCGUCUCAUUUCUCUAUAACGGAGGACAGUUGUCGGUCCAAUGUUCCACAUGCCACCCUGCCACUAUCACCCCUGAAGCCCUACCCGUCCAUUAACACGGGGCCUUACGACAGACCCACCUAUCUACCACAGUACGGCAUCCAUGGCUCCUAUGGAGAUUACGUCAAUGGCGCGUCGUCUCUAGCAACCAGCAGGAUUGCAACCUUCAGCGAUACACAUGGACAAGCUUUUGCAUCAGUACCGUUUAACAAUAAUGUGCAACAGCCAAUGAGCUCGUACUGGACUGAUGGACGGACGCAUGCGGCUAUUCAUGACACUUAUCCCUACAGCUAUAAUAAGUUCCCUUCAACCUAUGAUACCUAUAAUAAAAGCUCAUUUAUACCCAGUGGAACCUAUCAGGACGCCUUCAGCAGGUCACGGUUCGAAUCCUCUCGAAGCUACCACUAUCGGCCAACUCAUGAUAACUUACAGGCUGUAGCCAGCCACCUAUCAAUGGGAGGUUAUAGCGGGAACUACAUGGACAUUGCACAACCUGGGUCUCAGUACGGGCGACAGGAUACCAUGUUAUAUCAGGACGAUAUCUACACUGGCGGACUCCCGACGGCAUUCCCAGCAGUGGGAAAAUCAUACCUGGCGGCUUCCUUCAGAUGAUGGCAGCUUGGGCCUGCAAAGGAUCGUGUCAGUGUUGGAUCCAAAUCCUCUGGAAUAGAAAUUGACUUUCUCUUUUGAAUUCAUGUUUUGAAUGAAUCGAAAGUAUAUUUAUUGAUACUAUUAUAAUAUUAAACAUUUUCAAUGAU